AUGAGCACCGAGGAGGGAGAGGCGAGGGGGGGGGGCGCCAUCACCCAGCGCCACACCCGGGAGGAAGACCCCCCCCAAGGAGCUCCGCAUCCCGGGGCCGAGGACCAGGAGGAGCCGGGGGAGGAGGACCGGGAGGACCGGGAGGACCGGGAGGACCGGGAGGACCGGGACGGAGGGGACACGUGUGGGGGGGGCGACCCGCAUGAAUCCACCCGGGGGGAUCUCUCCAGUGAGGACGGGGCGGUGGGGGGGGCAGCGUGCAAGACGCAGGCGAUGCAUUGGAGCUGCAGCAGUGACACGUGCAUCCCGACCCCCAGCUGCAGGAUCUGCUUCCAGGGAGCAGAGCAGGGCGACUUGUUGAACCCGUGCCGCUGCGACGGCUCCGUGCGCUACACCCACCAGCACUGCCUGCUGAAGUGGAUCAGCGAGCGGGGGUGCUGGACCUGCGAGCUCUGCUGCUAUCGCUUCCACGUCAUCGCCAUCAACAUGAAGAGGCCGUGGCAGUGGCAGUCCAUCACCAUCACCCUGGUGGAGAAGGUGCAGAUCAUUGCCGUGUUCCUGGGCUCCCUCUUCCUGGUGGCCAGCAUCUCCUGGCUGCUGUGGUCGGCGCUCAGCCCGCACGCCAUCUGGCAGCGCCGCGACGUCCUCUUCCAGAUCUGCUACGGCAUGUACGGCUUCAUGGACCUGGUCUGCGUAGGCCUGAUUGUCCAUGAGGGGGCAGCAGUGUACAGCGUCUUCCUGCGCUGGCGAGCCGUGAACCUCCACUGGGACGUCCAGGGUUACGAUAAGGCAAAGGACAUGGAGGAGAUGAGCACGGGUCAUUCCUUAUUGGCCCCCAGGACGCUCUGGUUGCCCCUGGCCACCUUUGGGCCCGAUGGCCCCUCCCACUCCACCCAGCUGGGGCCACAGCCGUGGACCUGCCUCUGUUUGGCCCCAUUCUGUCCGAGCCUCGGGACCCGGAACCACCUCAGCCCGGACGAGGACUCAGGAGAGGUCGUCGUCCGGGUCACAUCGGUGUAA
Molecule: messenger RNA, 1020 nt
Organism: Limanda limanda (common dab)
Lineage: Eukaryota; Metazoa; Chordata; Actinopteri; Pleuronectiformes; Pleuronectidae
Gene: marchf11
Product: membrane-associated ring finger (C3HC4) 11
Exons: 4
Coding region: 1-1020 (339 amino acids)
Biological process (GO): protein ubiquitination
Molecular function (GO): ubiquitin-protein transferase activity; zinc ion binding
Source: RefSeq, a predicted model, not a curated record